AUGGAGAGUUCGAAAGCUAUGGAAGGGUAUCCAGCAGGAUAUUUAGCUGAUUGCCCAGGUUCAACCAAAGAAGCAAUUAUAAGCAACAAUACACUUAAAUAUCUUUCAAUAUACGUCCAAGGUAAUAAUAGUUCAAUUCGCAGAAGAUACAGCUACCACGAGACCAGUUACCUUGCUAAGGAUCCAGACUUAGACUUUAAGAAGAGGACUAUGUUAUACGUGGGAGGUUACUUGGAUAGUCCGAGCUUUCCAUAUGCGACGCGUAUGGGCGAUGCGUACAAAAAUAUUGGAUACAACGUUCUUUUAUUGGAUACGAAUUAUUUUACUACAAUGGAAUAUUCUAGAGCCGCGCGAUUUAUGCGUCCUGUUGGCAAGCACACAGCUAAAAUGUUAGCCGAUCUCACUCGAGACGGACUGGAUCCAGCUAUGCUCGAAUUAGUCAGCAUUAGCCUCGGCGGUCAAACUUCUGGUUUCAUAGCCAAGAACUUUAGACAUCUAACCGGAAUGAACAUUUCAAGAAUAACGGCCUUAGAUCCCGCUGGACCUUGCUUCCGAAACCUCGGCCCAGCUGAUAGGCUUGAUAAAACUGACGCAGAUUUCGUUGAAGUGCUUCAAACAAAUGUUGAUGAUUUUGGUAUGGCGGCACCUAUUGGUCAUAUUAAUUACUACGUUAAUGGCGGGGAGCAUCAACCAGGAGAUUUCUUUUGGAUGUUGUGUACGGCCUUUUGUAGUCAUGUCAGAGCUCAUGCGCUGUGGAUAGCAGCUUUGACAUAUCGUGACGCGUUUGUCGCAAUACAGUGCGACUCCGUACAACAGGCGAGAUACAAACAAUGCUACGACAGAGUACCUCAAGUUACUAAUUAUUUAGGACUAAAAGCGGACAAGAAUGUUCAAGGUAUAUUCUACUUGGCGACGACGAAUACCUAUCCAUAUUUUAUGGGCAAGAAAGGUUUGAAAAAAGAAUACGAUUUUUUUACAAAUAUUACAAGUUCAGUUAAUAAAAGCAAGUUAUUAAAAAUAUAA
Molecule: messenger RNA, 1023 nt
Organism: Melitaea cinxia (Glanville fritillary)
Lineage: Eukaryota; Metazoa; Arthropoda; Insecta; Lepidoptera; Nymphalidae
Product: lipase member H-like
Exons: 3
Coding region: 1-1023 (340 amino acids)
Molecular function (GO): lipase activity
Source: RefSeq, a predicted model, not a curated record